Messenger RNA from Bipolaris victoriae FI3, 1491 nucleotides. RefSeq lists its product as hypothetical. The transcript is spliced from 2 exons. The coding region runs from base 1 to 1491 and encodes 496 amino acids. The record is from RefSeq and is a predicted model, not a curated record. NCBI's taxonomy places the organism in Eukaryota, Fungi, Ascomycota, Dothideomycetes, Pleosporales, Pleosporaceae.
AUGACAUUGCCGUUCAACCAGGAAUCAUGGAUCUGGUACACAUGCGCGGUUUGCAUGAUCGGAGCGAGGCUUAUCUCUCGCAAAAUCCUAUUUCGAUCCAUCAAAGGGCUCCAAUUCGAUGAUUAUAUCAUGGGCCUCUUUGUCACGGCCGCCUACACCGUCUUGCUCGUGUUUUCCAACAGAUGGUUAAAAGUCCACUCGAACCUGGAACCCCCAGGAUUUGACUUUGGCGCUCUCAGCCCUGAAGAGCUAUCGAGAAGGGUGUAUGGAAGUAAGUUGGUAGUUGUGGUAGAGCAGAUGCAGAUUGCAGUGCUCUGGUCAUGCAAGGCCUGUCUUUUGAUCAUGUACCACCGCAUAACACGGACGGCGCUUCACUACGAGAACAUUGCGAUCAAGGUUCUGGCCGUAUAUACCGCGAUUGGGUUUGUCGUCAUAGAGGUUCUCUACUUUUCAGCCUGGUGUCGUCCGUUUUCCGCAUACUACGCGGUGCCAACCACCUCGCUGCAGUGUACGACGCUAAUUAACCACCGCAUCACGAAAGCAGUCUUCAGUAUAUCUUCGGACUUGAGCAUGCUUUUCAUCUCGUUGCCGAUGCUUGUGCGAUCGCUACUACCGAUGAAGAGGAAGAUUAUCCUAUGCGGCAUCUUUUCUCUGGGACUCUUUGUCGUGAUUGCCAGUAUCGCAAACGCCUACUCGUCCUUUACCCAUCCAUACAAGGCGACGUGGAUCUCGUGGUAUGUUCGGGAGUCGUCGACAGCGAUCCUGGUGGCCAAUUUGCCCUUUACAUGGAAUGUCGUGAGGGAAUUCUUUGAGGUUGGGCAGUUUGACGCGUCUCCUCCUCCGGCGUGGACUUAUCAUUCGUCUCGCACAGCAAGAGGCCGCACAACAACACAGCUACUGAACCAGCAGAUGGGCACGACCAAUCGCACUUAUGCCACCAGCACCAACCCAAGCCGAACGCGACGAAGUAUGAGUCUGGUGAUGUCGACCGAGGCGAUUCCACCCAAGAAGAGCCACCAAUCCGAAGACGCCAGAACAGAUUUGAUGGAAGAAGCAAUUGGGCUUCAGGACUUUGCGCCAGUAGUUUUGCGCAGCACUAAUGACGGCGUCGGGAUUUUUGACUUGGAAUCGGGUCUAGUUGACAAACUGGACGCACGACCAGUUUCGUAUAAUCACAUUCAACAAAGCAACAACUUCAUGGCUGUUCCGCAGACCAUUAUACAAGGUGGAAACGGCGGCUUCUACAUUGAUGGCCGUCCGAUUUCCUCGCCGUCUAUGGCGCACAUGACUGUUUCGUCGAAGCGGACAAGCGCGAAUAGUGUGACGAGCUUGUUUCGGAGGCCAAGCAGUCCGGUGCCGAGUUACUCGACCACGAAGACGGAUGACGAGGGUGGGCGCAAGGAUAGGCCGGGAAAUGGCGGCGGGGAAGUGACGGCGGACAAAGGGAGGGAUGCGACGGAUGCAAGGGCAAGAUGGCGGGUGAUGGGAUGA